AUGUUUUGUUCUGUUCUUUUGAUCACCAGACUUCUAUUCGGCACGCUCUAUCCAGCAUAUUGCUCAUACAAAGCAGUCAAAACCAAAAAUGUCAAAGAAUAUGUCAGAUGGAUGAUGUACUGGAUUGUCUUUGCUAUUUUCACUUGCGCUGAAACUUUCGCUGAUAUUUUCAUUUCUUGGCUUCCAUUUUACUACGAGAUUAAAAUAUUUUAUGUAAUAUGGCUGAUGCUGCCAGCAACGAGGGGUGCCACUAUUCUAUACAAGAAGUUCAUUCAUCCUCAGCUCUCAAAACGAGAAGAAGAGAUUGACAAAUGCAUAGCAAAGGCUUCAGAUCAGGGUUAUUCAACACUUUUGAAUUUGGGUUCUAAAAGUUUCAAUUUUGCUGCCAGUAUUGUUUUGGCUACUGCUAUAAAGGUACUUUCAUUUAAACAUUAUUUAUUUAAACGUUUCCACGUUAUUACUACUGCAACUCUAAUAAAACAUAUAAUAGCAUUUUUAAAUUUUGUGGAAAUAAUAUCUUCACAAGGGUCAGAAUACCUUAUCUGA
Messenger RNA from Helobdella robusta, 546 nucleotides. RefSeq lists its product as hypothetical. The transcript is spliced from 4 exons. Gene Ontology annotation, biological process: endoplasmic reticulum tubular network organization. The coding region runs from base 1 to 546 and encodes 181 amino acids. Gene Ontology annotation, cellular component: cytoplasmic microtubule; endoplasmic reticulum membrane; endoplasmic reticulum tubular network. Gene Ontology annotation, molecular function: microtubule binding. NCBI's taxonomy places the organism in Eukaryota, Metazoa, Annelida, Clitellata, Rhynchobdellida, Glossiphoniidae. The record is from RefSeq and is a predicted model, not a curated record.